This is a messenger RNA of Coniosporium apollinis CBS 100218, 4155 nucleotides long. RefSeq lists its product as uncharacterized. The transcript has 4 exons. Gene Ontology annotation, cellular component: endoplasmic reticulum; cytoplasm; plasma membrane. Bases 1 to 4155 code for a protein of 1384 amino acids. NCBI's taxonomy places the organism in Eukaryota, Fungi, Ascomycota, Dothideomycetes. The record is from RefSeq and is a predicted model, not a curated record. Gene Ontology annotation, molecular function: protein binding.
AUGGCGGAGGAGCUGCCCGCGCUGACCCCUGUGGGGAAGCCACUGAGCUUGAUCCCCGUAGGACUGAAAGAAGCCGCCCUCGACAGUCCCACCUUCCGAGCAACAGCCGUCCACUUCGGAGAACAAAUUGAUAUAAUAGAGAAAUGGCUAGACGGCUACGUCAAGUCCGCAAGCAAGCUUGCGCAGGAAGUUUCCACGCUGGACAGCCUUGUAAACAACUUCUUGGCACAGUCAACACCCCCGUCUCAGGUUUCGGAGGCAGUAAUAGACCACGACUACACAAUUCUGGCAAUGAAGCGGUAUGGCGACGGAGCUCGGGACUACUGGUCAAACACCUUCAAGGGCAUCAAGAGCAUCGAGAAGACGAUGGUCGAGCCGAUCAGAGCGUUCUUGCAGAAUGAUCUGAAGAGCCUGAAGGAUACUCGCAAGACGCUGGACUCGUUGCAGAAGAACUACGACAGUCUCGUAGCGCGCUUCUCUGGUCAGGCCAAGAGCAAGGACCCGUCGUCCAUACGCGAAGAUGCAUUCCAGCUGCACGAGGCGAGGAAGAGCUACUUGAAGGCCUCGAUGGAUUUCUGCGUCCUUGCCCCGCAGGUUCGUGCGAGCCUGAACAAGAUGCUGGUCAAGGUUUUCUACGACCGAUGGCGAGAGAUGAAGCAAUCACGGGACCUCGUGACGGGCACUCUAGCGAAGUGGGGCAAUGAAGUCGAGCGUAUCCGAGGGUGGAGUAAGGAGAUGGAAAAUGGGGAGAGGGCCUUCAAGCGAGAGCUGCAACUGGCUAGGAAGCAGAUCGAGGACAGGGCGGAGCACGUGGCACGACCUUCGCGAGAGCUCGAAGACUAUGCGUCCUCGACUAUACCAUUCAUAGGUGCACAGGCUCCGUCAAGCAAUCUGCCAUCCCCUGCCAAAGUAGGUGGUGAAAAGUCGGAGAAGCAAGGAUGGUUGUUCCAGCGGGAGUAUACCGGGAAGCCGACACGAACUGUCUGGCGACGACGUUGGUUCUUCGUGAAGAACGGUAUCUUCGGUUGGCUUGCGCAAGGCGCGCGUUCCGGUGCAGUGGAAGAGUCGGAGAAGUUCGGCGUGCUGCUUUGCAGCAUACGACCAGCUUUUCAAGAAGAGCGGCGCUUCUGCUUCGAGGUUAAGACGAAGGACACUACAUUUCUCCUACAGGCCGAGACACAGGCUGAGUUGACCGAGUGGAUCUCUUCGUUCGAAGGUGCGAAACGUAAGGCCCUCGAGGACCCAGCAAGCACAGAAGCCUCUGGUGGCGAUUCUCAUGCUCUAGACGCUGCGUUUGCCAUCAGUCCUCCAGUCGCACCGGAAUUUGCUGCAAAGACUGAAGGUCAUGCCACGCAUCUGAGCGACGAGUUCCACGCGCCUGACCGGGCUGUCACGCUCGCCAUGGGAGAGAGCUUCCCACGCCGUGGCAGUUUCGAUGCAAGCCGACGCGGCACAGGAGUUGAAGAGAGCGGACGGGAUCACGCUACGAGAAUAAUACAGAAACUAGACCUCCACCGGAAAUCGACGGCUAGCCCGCAGCUAUCAGGCAGUUCGUCGCCGACACCUGCGUCCGCCGGAGGAAUUGCAACUCUGAUAUCUGCGAGUCACGGGACCAUGAUACACGGCACUUUGGUACCGUCUGUUUCUCCAAUAACAACGCAAGCCCUCAACGUAGACCCCGUGAAACCCGCUCCUAGGGAGAUUCCAACGAGUAGCUUGGCGCCAUCGACAUUGGCUAAUCCUCCUUCAGCAACAAACCUUAGCAAGGCUGCGGUCAUUUUAAGCAGCGAGCGAGGGUUAAGACUUGGAGCGACCGACGGAGGGAUGCCUGGAGGGCUGAUGGCGAACCUGUGGGGUUCUACCAACUGGGGUUAUAUCAACCGGCUGGAACGAGGAGAAGUCAGAGAGCCUCAUCGUCUACGGAGCAUCUCAACACCGCCGAGCCCUACGCAUGCGGCUUCGCCUUCCCUAACGCCGCUCGGUGGAGAUGCAUCCCACGACGCCGAAGAGGAUUUGACAUCGCCUCGGGCUACCUCGCCGGCGGCUCGACAUCGGAAGACUAUCAGCCUUGGAACCGCUACUCCGCGUCUGCAGAGUCCAGCGAAAGGCCAUGAUGAGUUUCCUAAUUACUAUCCCCUACCCUUGAAGGCACAGGACGCUCAGUUCCGCAUCCUAUUCCCUAACGUACCUCGACGCGAGAAGGUGGUUCUCGUCUUCAGAGCCACAUGGAAUCCCAACGACCAGCAAGAAUUCCCUGGCCGGGUCUACGUCACCGUUAGCAACAUAUACUUCUACAGCAAUCACUUCGGUCUCAUCCUUAUCACUGGAACCAGCUUGUCAUCGAUCGAAGAAGUUACCGCUGCGCCGGGCAGGGACUGCGACUUCCUGUAUCUGCACUUACAGCAGAGCGCUCGUAAGGACAACUUCAACAGAAUCACCAUCAAGAUCUUCCUUGAGCCGUUGAAGCUUCUGCAACGGAGGCUGAGCUUCCUAGUACGCAACUGCAAUUCUGAGACACCACUCCCAUUGGAAGAGGUACUCAAGACUCUCAUAAAACUGGAAGCCAACGCCAGGUCCGAGAGCCCCAGUGGCGAGAGUUGGGAAGAUACGAACGGGGACACGCCUGUUGAUGGUGCCUCAGAGCGGCGUGUCAACGACUUCAGAAGCGGUCUUCGCAUCGAUGGCGAGUUGUACGCUAGACCUGGAGCCCAACGCGUCGUGAGCAGGAACGCUCUGAAGUUCAAGCUCCCCUCUCACCCAGUCAAGUACGCGCCGCAAGGCAUGACUCGGCUCGCCGUGGAGAAGGAGUUCAACAUCAGCGCCAAAGCCCUGUUUCACGUGAUGUUUGGCGACAAGAGCGCAUUAUUUCAGAUGCUAUACCGCGAGCGUUUGGCACAGCGUAUAGUGCAGAGCCCGUGGGUCCAGCCGGAGAACGGGCACCACCGGAGAGAAUUCGAGUAUGAGAUCGAGUAUAGCGAUUCGCUCGGCAAACACCAGCUGCACGGACUGGACUAUCAAAUCAUCGAGGUCUUCAACGACCACCUCUGCUACGUCGUCACGGACAGGAAGACGCCGUGGUACUUCCCGCUGUCCAAGAUGUUUGUGCUUACCACUAGGAUCGUCAUCACGCACAUUUCGAAGUCGCGGUGCAAACUUGCGAUUUAUACCAAGGUAGACUGGGCCAGCCAGCCCUUCCUCGUUAAGGGCCUAAUCGAGCGCCAAGCCCUCCACGACCUCAACCACGACGCCCUCGAUCUAACCGACCUAAUCGAAGACCAAGUCCACAAGCUCGGCAAUGCCAGCCGCACCCAGAAAGCGAUCCAGAUCUUCGGCCAGCUCGGCCAACAGACGCAGGCCACGCAGCUCUCGGCCUCAGACAUCCCCCCACCGAUCCGCGAACGGCGCUUCAAGCUCAAGAUCAGGACCGUAUCGAACCUGUUCCUCGACGCCAUGCUAGUCAUGCUUUCAAACGCCUUAGCCACAGCCCUGGGCUCCCUCAGUGCAUUUGUGGGCGGCAUACUCAAAGCCUGCACCGCGCACACGAUGCUUUUGGCACUCCUCGCCCUUAGCGUCGGCUUCAACUCCUUCCACUCCUACCGCGACACCUGGGGAUGGUGGAGGGAGCGGAACGCAGGAAAUUUCAUGGCGCGCAUAGGCGUGCAUCCGAACGCGCAGAUGAGCCGAGCCAUCUACCUUGCGGACAUCGACGCCGUGCUCACCAACACCUCCACCUUCGCUGGCGGCAGCAACACCGACAGCAAUCAAUGCCUCGACACCUUUCUAACCCUCCUAUCCCAAACCGACCCCGAUGCCCCUCUCUCCCCCACCACCCCCUCCCUUGCCCCUGCCACCCCAUACACGGCCCCCUCAACACACCACACGUCCCGCCGCCUACACCGCACACGCCAGACCCUCGGCGUCUACCGCCACGACCUGCUGGUGGCACUGCGCGUCGUCAACAGCGUGGAGCGCGAGAUGUUGAGAGCGGAAUACGAAAACUGGGUUCUGGAUGAGGGGCUGAGGUGUCGGAAGCUGAAGGGCAUGUUGGGGGGACGGGGAGAUGGGAGUGAGGUUGAGCGGUGGGUUAGGGGGUAUUGUGGGGAUUGUGGGACGGAAGUUGAGAGGGUUAGGGGUGGGGAGUGGGUGUGGGGAUGA